Molecule: messenger RNA, 8685 nt
Organism: Cynocephalus volans (Philippine flying lemur)
Lineage: Eukaryota; Metazoa; Chordata; Mammalia; Dermoptera; Cynocephalidae
Gene: GLG1
Product: golgi glycoprotein 1
Exons: 26
Coding region: 1-3537 (1178 amino acids)
Cellular component (GO): Golgi membrane
Molecular function (GO): fibroblast growth factor binding
Source: RefSeq, a predicted model, not a curated record
AUGGCGGCGUGUGGACGUGUAAGGAGGAUGUUCCGCUUGUCGGCGGCGCUGCAGCUGCUGCUGCUCGCCGCGACCGGGGCCCAGAAACUCCCGCUGCAGGGCGGCCACAGCCAGGUCAAAGGCCCGGGCGCCAACUAUGUGUCCUUGGUAGGGCAGGCUGGAGGCGGCAACCCGGCGGGUCAGCAGCUGCCCCAGCUGCCUCAGCUGCCUCAGUCAUCGCAGCUCCAGCCGCAGCAGCAGCAGCAGCCGCCGCAGCCGCCUUUCCCCGCGGGUGGGCCUCCGGCCCGGCGGGGCGGAGCGGGGCCCGGCGGGGCUGGUGGCGGCUGGAAGCUGGCGGAGGAAGAGUCCUGCAGGGAGGACGUGACCCGUGUGUGCCCCAAGCACACCUGGAGCAACAACCUGGCGGUGCUUGAGUGCCUGCAGGACGUGAGGGAGCCUGAAAAUGAAAUUUCUUCAGACUGCAAUCAUUUAUUGUGGAAUUAUAAGCUGAACCUAACUACAGAUCCCAAAUUUGAAUCUGUGGCCAGAGAGGUUUGCAAAUCUACCAUAUCAGAGAUUAAAGAAUGUGCUGAUGAGCCAGUUGGAAAAGGUUACAUGGUUUCUUGCUUGGUGGAUCACCGAGGCAACAUCACUGAGUAUCAGUGUCACCAGUACAUUACCAAGAUGACUGCCAUCAUUUUCAGUGAUUACCGUUUAAUCUGUGGCUUCAUGGAUGACUGCAAAAAUGACAUCAACAUCCUGAAAUGCGGCAGCAUUCGGCUUGGAGAAAAGGAUGCACAUUCACAAGGUGAGGUGGUAUCGUGCUUGGAGAAAGGCCUGGUGAAGGAAGCAGAAGAAAGAGAUCCCAAGAUUCAAGUCUCUGAACUCUGCAAGAAAGCCAUUCUCCGGGUGGCUGAGCUGUCCUCAGAUGACUUUCAUUUAGACCGGCAUUUAUAUUUCGCUUGCCGAGAUGAUCGAGAGCGUUUUUGUGAAAAUACACAGGCUGGUGAAGGCAGAGUGUAUAAGUGCCUCUUUAACCAUAAAUUUGAAGAAUCCAUGAGUGAAAAGUGUCGGGAAGCACUAACGACCCGCCAAAAGCUGAUUGCCCAGGAUUAUAAAGUCAGCUAUUCAUUGGCCAAAUCCUGUAAGAGUGAUUUGAAGAAAUACCGGUGCAAUGUGGAAAAUCUUCCUCGGUCCCGGGAGGCCAGGCUCUCUUACCUUCUAAUGUGCCUGGAGUCAGCUGUGCACAGAGGGCGACAAGUGAGCAGUGAGUGCCAGGGGGAGAUGUUAGAUUACCGACGCAUGUUGAUGGAAGAUUUUUCUUUGAGCCCUGAGAUCAUCCUAAGCUGUCGGGGGGAGAUUGAACACCACUGUUCUGGAUUACAUCGAAAAGGGCGAACCCUGCACUGUCUAAUGAAAGUAGUUCGGGGAGAGAAGGGGAACCUUGGAAUGAACUGCCAGCAGGCGCUUCAAACUCUGAUUCAAGAGACUGACCCCGGUGCGGAUUACCGCAUUGAUCGAGCUUUGAAUGAAGCUUGUGAAUCUGUAAUACAGACAGCCUGCAAACACAUAAGAUCCGGAGACCCAAUGAUCCUCUCGUGUCUGAUGGAACAUUUAUACACAGAGAAAAUGGUGGAAGACUGUGAGCACCGUCUCUUAGAGCUGCAGUAUUUCAUCUCCCGAGAUUGGAAGUUGGACCCUGUCUUAUACCGCAAGUGCCAGGGAGAUGCUUCUCGUCUUUGCCACACCCACGGUUGGAAUGAGACCAGUGAACUUAUGCCUCCUGGAGCUGUGUUCUCUUGUUUAUAUAGACACGCCUACCGCACUGAGGAACAGGGAAGGAGGCUCUCACGAGAGUGCCGAGCUGAAGUCCAAAGGAUCCUACACCAACGUGCCAUGGAUGUUAAGCUAGAUCCUGCCCUCCAGGAUAAGUGCCUGAUUGAUCUAGGAAAAUGGUGUAGUGAGAAGACAGAGACUGGACAGGAGCUUGAGUGCCUCCAGGACCAUCUGGAUGAUUUGGCCGUGGAGUGCAGAGAUAUAGUUGGCAACCUCACCGAGUUAGAAUCAGAGGAUAUUCAAAUAGAAGCCUUGCUGAUGAGAGCCUGCGAGCCCAUAAUUCAGAACUUUUGCCAUGAUGUGGCAGAUAACCAGAUAGACUCUGGGGACUUGAUGGAGUGUCUGAUACAGAACAAGCACCAGAAAGAAAUGAAUGAGAAGUGUGCCAUUGGAGUCACCCACUUCCAGCUGGUGCAGAUGAAGGAUUUUCGGUUCUCUUACAAGUUUAAAAUGGCUUGCAAGGAGGAUGUGUUGAAACUUUGCCCCAACAUAAAAAAGAAGGUGGAUGUGGUCAUCUGCCUGAGCACCACCGUGCGCAAUGACACUCUACAGGAAGCCAAGGAGCACAGGGUGUCUCUCAAGUGCCGCAAGCAGCUCCGUGUGGAGGAGCUAGAGAUGACAGAAGACAUCCGUCUGGAACCAGAUCUGUAUGAAGCCUGCAAGAGUGACAUCAAGAACUACUGUUCCACGGUGCAAUAUGGCAAUGCUCAGAUUAUUGAAUGUCUGAAAGAAAACAAGAAACAGCUAAGUACCCGUUGCCACCAGAAAGUAUUUAAGCUGCAGGAGACAGAGAUGAUGGACCCAGAACUAGAUUACACUCUCAUGAGAGUCUGCAAACAGAUGAUAAAGAGGUUCUGUCCAGAAGCAGAUUCUAAAAACAUGUUGCAGUGUUUGAAGCAAAAUAAAAACAGUGAAUUGAUGGAUCCCAAAUGCAAACAGAUGAUAACUAAGCGCCAGAUCACCCAGAACACAGAUUACCGCUUAAACCCUGUGCUAAGGAAAGCCUGUAAAGCUGACAUUCCUAAAUUCUGUCAUGGUAUCCUGACUAAGGCCAAGGAUGAUUCAGAGCUAGAAGGUCAAGUCAUCUCUUGCCUCAAGCUGAGAUACGCUGACCAGCGCCUGUCUUCAGACUGCGAAGACCAGAUCCGGGUUAUUAUCCAGGAGUCUGCUCUAGAUUACCGACUAGAUCCUCAGCUACAGCUGCACUGCUCAGAUGAGAUCUCCAGUCUAUGUGCUGAAGAAGCAGCAGCCCAGGAGCAGACAGGGCAAGUAGAGGAGUGCCUAAAAGUCAACCUGCUCAAGAUCAAAACUGAAAUGUGUAAAAAGGAAGUGUUAAACAUGCUGAAGGAAAGCAAAGCAGACAUCUUUGUGGACCCAGUUCUUCAUACAGCUUGUGCCCUGGACAUUAAACACCACUGUGCAGCCAUCACCCCUGGCCGAGGGCGUCAAAUGUCCUGCCUCAUGGAGGCCCUGGAGGAUAAGCGGGUGAGGUUACAACCCGAGUGCAAAAAACGUCUUAAUGACCGGAUUGAAAUGUGGAGUUAUGCAGCAAAGGUGGCCCCAGCAGAUGGCUUCUCUGAUCUCGCCAUGCAAGUGAUGACAUCCCCAUCAAAGAACUACAUUCUCUCCGUGAUCAGUGGGAGUAUCUGUAUAUUGUUCCUGAUUGGCCUAAUGUGUGGACGUAUCACCAAGCGAGUGACACGAGAGCUUAAGGACAGGUAGAGCCACCUUGACCACCAAAGGAACUACCUGUCCAGUGCCCAGUUUGUACAGCCCUCCUGUAUAGUGUACCCACUCACCUCGCUCUUCUAAGAGGUGACACCAACACCUGUGUUAGCGUAACAGCAAGUGUCCACUGCAUUGUCCCAUCCAGACUUCGCCUGUGUCCAUGGUGUCCUCCUCCUGAAUCAUUUGUGCAGCAGCAGCAGCUGGCCGAUUUGGUGGUUGCCUUUGUUGGCAAACUUGGGUUUACCUGCCCAUAGACAAGUCUCUCUCAUACCAACAAAACUACCAGUACUUCCAGAACCGACUCACUGACCUGCAACUCAAAUGCUUUUUUUAAAAAACCACCAAAAAAAAAAAAAAAAGAAAAGAAAAUUUUAAAGAAGAAAAUGUAUAUAGUAACACAUCUCUUCCAGGCUUCAUUUGGACAGUGGGGUUAUUUCUUCUGCAUGACCAUGUAAAAUGAAGGCAGGACUUAGAGGGGAAACAUACCACCCAAUACGCCUGUAACUGAGAUGUCUUGUUCAUCUCUCAGAAGUACCUUUGAGCCAUGUCAGGGCUAUGGACUUCACCAAGUAGUGAGAAAACACUAACCAGCCUGCUUUGGGUCCUGUUUUCUUCUGCUAAAACAGUGAUGCCUUCCAGUUCCCACCCUAAAUGAGCCACUGCUGGUCACAUCCCCAAAGCCAUGGUUAUUAUUAUGAUUUCCUCACCUCAGUGAAAUAAAGCGUGAGCUUUCCUAGGCCAAGGGCAAAUUUGUUGGGGAAGGGAUCAGAAGUUUGUGAAGCUGGACAAUCCAUUGAUCUACACUGAGAGGCUGGAUUUUGAGUCCCGAGGCAGCAGAAUCCCAGUAACCUUCCUCCUCCAGGAUAGUGCAGGACUCAGCCACAUCUGGACGGGCCCUACUGACACAGCAGUUACUCUAGAAGUUCUUUGCUUCACCAAGAGAGAGUGACUGUGCGGGGAGGGGUGCUUUAAAACUUGGGUGGGGAGCAGCAGGGCAGGAAGGAGGAACAAGGGUUUGAUUCACUUUGUUUUAUUUUUCAGGCUACAAUACAGGUCAGAGACAAUAGCUUAUAAAGAUUUAGCAUGGUUUCAGGAUGUGACUGGCAGGCAGUCCAACCUGACCUUUCUGCACGCUCCAGGCAAACUUCCCAGACAAGCUCCUUUGUGCCUCUACAUGGAGAGGGUGUGGAAAGUUAUUACAUUAAAAGGUGGAGGAUUUUCUCCAUUUUUUGUUUGUUUCUGUCCAUUUGCUGCAUGUACCCACUCAGGUAGGCAUGGGCUAAAAGUUGUGUUUUGGCGAUUCAGCAACCUCUCCAGAAUCUGAGCUUUAUAGAAGCAGUAUUUCCGGCCAUCCCCCUUUGUUCCUCUAGUGUGGCAAUGACAGGUCUGGGGUAUGAGGGGGAGGAGUCCAGGCAUCCUGGUUCAACCUGGCACAACUUUGGUUGAGUUUGGGGCACGAGGUCGUAGUGGCUGCACAAGAGGGCAGCAUGUACAGUAGGAGAUAUAUUUAUAUAAUAUAUAUUUUAUUAACCUGUUAGAUUUCCACGAAGUAUUAUAAAUCAUGUGCCUAAAACUAUCCACAUAGACCGAGGCCUGUUCACGGCGCCCUUCCUUCUCCUGCCUCUCCUUUGUGCUGUCCGCGUGUGUUGCCGUACCUGAGCAACAUUUGUCUUCCUGAAGCUUGUUCAGUACAGGGCGUGUCAGUUUGUGGAUCAGUUGAUCCAGAUGACUCCUUGUCUAACCUGACUGAUGUGUAUUUGAAUACCAUGGUUUUCUUCCUUUUCUUUCUUUUCUCUUUUUCACUGACCUUCCUGGAGGCAGUGGGUUCCAGAAGUCAGUUAUCCCGCCUUCCUAGGGUAAUGUAAGUCACCAAGGGGAGCUGCUAAGCUGCUUGGUCCCCUCAGUCCUGUUCAUAGGGUCUUCCUGAUUCUCAGUAACUGUCAUAGGAUUCUUCAAUCUCACAACACUUGACACGUUUGGAGUACAAGCAGCACACCCUUAUCACCACCACUGGGGGGCGGAAUUGAGCUGGUGCAGGUAUGCCCUCUCCAGUGCUUCCCAUCUGGAUGGCGGGGGCUGCUGAGCCUUGAUAUCAGUAAGUGGGAAUGUCAUCUAGAUGCUGGCCUCCACCACCAUGUCUGGUGUGGUUUACAGGGUAGGAUUAACGUUCACUGUUUAACUCGGGUGGUGGUGUCACUCUCCAUGUCUGCAGUGUCCCUCCCAAUAUAGGUAAAACAUCCUUAUAUUUCUAGUGCUUCUCACUAUUUCUGUUCUUUCUUUUUUUUUUUUUUUGUGACCGGCACUCAGCCAGUGAGUGCACCGGUCAGUCCUAUAUAGGAUCCGAACCCGCGGCGGGAGCGUCGCCGCGCUCCCAGCCCAGCACUCUACCAAGUGCGCGCAGCACUCUACCAAGUGCGCCACAGGCUCGGCCCUUAUUUCUGUUCUUUCUAAACUGAGAGAAAAUCCCUUUAGUUGUGUGCAGCAGAUUUGGAAGUUUGAUGAGGAGUUUAGUUCUUGAAGUAUUUGUCGUCUUUAGAAAAGGUCAGAACAGAAAGAAUGACUCUGCCGGUAUCUUCAGUUGCUUGUUACAGGAAAGUCUUUCAUCAGCCUACUUGGAGUAGUUUCCUGUGACUGGCUUUUGAGAGUCAGGCAGGGUCCCGAGCAAGUUUCUCUAAGUCCAAGGGGCCCAGCACCAUCUGAACUGGCUGCCUGACCACGUGCAUUCAGUACCUCGUUUGGCAUAACAAAAUAGGUUCUGGGAACCCCUGUUUCCUGGCCUCAUAGGUUGAUCAGACUGUAAAUCAGCUAGUCAAAACUAGUCUGGAAGAGGAACCGUGACCCUAACGUAGGAGCUGAUGGUGGACUCUGGCCUUUAUCUCUUCUGAUGUCUAGCCCACAAACAAUAAUAUAAAUAGUGGGUACGGUUUUUUGCCAAGGCUAAGGCUCCAGGCACUUGCUGAAAAUUACAGCAGCUGGUCACUGUCAUCUGGCCUUGCCCUUUCAUACCAGUGUCUCGGGGACUCUUACACCCAGUGUGCUCCACAACCCUCUGGAGGCAUCGGGAGUCCAGGCUCCUGAGCUGGAGGCACUGUAGUACAGGGGAUAGAAGUCUGGGCAAAAUGUCAGGAACAAGACUAAUAGCUCCCUCUAAUGGAGCUUCUUCCACAGAAGGGGAGCUCUGUGAGUGAGACCUUUACUUUGGUACAUCCCUGUACUUCCUCUGCUGUUGCUACUGUCCCAAGACAAGUCUGCUACCAAGAUGCGCCGACUCCAAAGGCUUGGGCUUGCUCUGGGAAAUCCUUCCUUCUCUGCGUUCCCUGGAUACCCUCUGGCUACCACUCCCAGCUCCAGCUCUAUGUAUCCAGUCAGCUUGUUCUGAGCCAGUGCAUCCUUAGAAGCUAGGAGAAUUCUAGGACUACCGAUGAACUAGUAUUUAGUGAGCAGGUGUUUACUUGAACUCAUUGCAGGCCUUCGGCCAUCUCAUCCUGCACUUACCCUUCUCGGGCACAGUGAGCAGCUCAGUUGGGGGAGGCAGGGGUGCAGUGCGGGCAAUGGUGAGGCCAUCUGCAUUCACAUUUUACAUUUUAUUAGACAAACUGGAAAGGGAAUUAUGUGGCUGACUUCCUUUUGACCUUCUGAAGAGAAGAGUCACUCUUAUGUAUCAGUGUGACAUUUGGGAAUAUUUCCAUCCUCCCCACCUCCAGGCUGUGGGCUGCCUUUGUCCCAAAGAUUCCUACUAUCAUGUAUCGUCCAGGGAGGGGUGGGUUAUUCCAUGGGGACUCCUUUCUUAGCUGGUUUCAGGUCUCUCUGAGAGACCUUCCCUAUUUCUUCCCCUUCUCCAUCACAAAAAUAAACAUUCUCCAUGUAGAACUUAUUCUAAGUCAGCCGAUAUAGAGCACGAAGCUGGACUAGGAACCCUCAGAAGUGAGCCAACCCAGCCUGGCGCAUCCACCCUAAAUUUUGGCCAUAGAACCAAAAGAAGAAUAUGGUUUUUUGAAUUAUGUACAUUUUGGUAUGUUUACUUGUAUUUCACCUUCUUAGGAAUUAGAAAAACCUCAGAGAUGAGAAUACUUCCUUUUGUUUCUCACCAUUUGGGCAGUACCUGAGUAGUUUUCUAAAAUGCAUCAUUCUAGUGUCAUGAGUUCCUCUUGGGCCUUUAGGGACACUCCUCUCCUAACUCAUCUCUUCACCAUGGGGAUUUGGUUCCCAAAGGGCCUGGGGCUGGAUCUAGUGUUCUGGCCCGCCCUUCCCUCCCACUUGUCUUUGCUUUGCCAUCCCUCUAGCCACACUCCUUCUUGGUCCUCCUCCGUCACUAGGACCAGCGUCACAUUUUAGGGCAAUCCAGUUUGAAGCCAGAUCCCCCUUCCUACCCAGACCUCAGACAACAGAUAAGUCAUUAGCAAACCCAGAUGGAAUCUUCAUGGUUACACAUUCCCCCAAGCCAUCUGGUAAUAUCUCUGUGGGGACCCAGGGACUGUUUAUCACCUGGCAGCACAAAGAUGGGGCUGUCCGGUCAGGCUGGUGGUGACAGGGUCCUGACAGGUGGUCUCCUCUCCCUGGUCCUUCCCAUGAUUGGCCAUGACACACGGGUAGGAUGUCGGGCUCUGUGCAAGGAGAAAUCUUCCUUGGCAAGGAGAAAGUUCAGACAGUGCCUCUAUAUUUUUUUCCCUGCCCCCCCCCCCCCGCCAAUGUAGAAUUGACACCUGACCCAGAGCCCAGCAGGGCCCUCUGCCAGACAUGCCAGGGUGGUUUGAGCAGGCUCCCCAGGUCAAACCAGUAGAGUGGUGGAGGGGCCGGUGGGAGAGCUGGCAGCGGGAAGGCUUCCUGAGCAGAUUCUCUCAGCACAAUGUUCCCAGGUCAGUCCAAGCAGGAAAACAGACUGUACAGCAAAUGCUGUGUGAGAUCUUAGGCCUUUAACUUUUUUUUUUUGGAAAGAAAGAAAAAAGAAAAGUACAAUUAACUAGCCUCUUUUGUAAAUGGGUUUCCUUUCUAUGUAUAAAAUGCCGUCAGUUCCUUAUUUUUACAUGUUCAUGCUGUGUAAUUUUGAGAUGUUACUGAAAUUCUGAACAUAAUGUGCAUUUUUUUCUGUACAGAUGAAAUGGGAGAAUUUAAUAAAGAGUUUGCAGGUUUUUACUUGUUAAA